Daktulosphaira vitifoliae (grape phylloxera) is the source of this 2043-nucleotide messenger RNA. RefSeq lists its product as uncharacterized. Lineage: Eukaryota; Metazoa; Arthropoda; Insecta; Hemiptera; Phylloxeridae. Gene Ontology annotation, molecular function: S-formylglutathione hydrolase activity. The transcript is spliced from 11 exons. Gene Ontology annotation, cellular component: cytosol. The record is from RefSeq and is a predicted model, not a curated record. Gene Ontology annotation, biological process: formaldehyde catabolic process. Bases 240 to 1961 code for a protein of 573 amino acids.
UUCCUCAAUUAAUUCAAAACAUACCGUUUAAUAUUCAUUUUCAUAUUGUUCCUUUGGUUAAAAUCAUAAUUUAUAAUUAUUCUUACAUGUUGCAUGCUAUAAUUGCUCAAAUGUUGAAUAUUAAAAUAAAUGUUGAAAAAUAUUGAUUAACUAAAUAUUCGAACAUAUUUUUAAACGGAAAAUAUAACAUUCUAACUACAUUUCACGAUUGGUUUUUGUUCUAAUUACAAAUAGGUACAAUGAAUACUCAAACAGAAAUGAAAAUAAUCACUAAUAAUAAAUGCUUUGAUGGUCAUCAAAAAGUAUAUGAGCAUUAUAGUAAUGUAGUAAAAUGCAACAUGAAAUUCGGUAUAUAUAUUCCUCCUCAGGAAAAUGAAGCAGAAAGAUUUCCUGUGUUGUUUUAUUUAUCUGGUUUGACAUGUACUGAACAAAAUGUUAUUACAAAAUCAGGAUUUCAAAGAAUAGCAUCUCAGUAUAAAAUUAUUGUCAUUACACCUGAUACAAGUCCUAGAAAAUGUAAUAUUCCUAACGAAGAAGAAAAAUGGAAUGUAGGAUCAGGUGCUUCAAUGUAUGUGAAUGCUACUCAAGAACCUUGGAAUAAACAUUACCAAAUGUAUACUUACAUAACUGAAGAACUAUAUCAAUUGAUAUUAAACAACUUUCCAGUGUUAAAUAACUGUGUAUCUAUUACUGGACACAGUAUGGGAGGACAUGGAGCAUUACUGUGUUCAUUACUUAAUCCAACUAAAUUUAAAUCAGUAUCAGGAUUUGCUCCUGUUUGCAAUAUUUCCAACUCACCUACACUGAGGGAAGGACUAAUAACUUUAAUUGGAAAAGAUGAAGAAACUUGGAAAGAUUGGGAUCCUACUCAUAUAGUUACAUCUUACAACGGACCAAAAGUUGAGAUACUAAUACAUGUGGGUACUGCAGAUGAGUUUUUAAAAGAAGAUUUGCUAAUUGAAAAUUUUGUUAAGGCUGCAAGUGAAAAUGAAAAUAUUAAAAUUACUGUCAAUUAUGAAAAAGGAUAUGAUCAUAGUUAUUAUUUUGUUUCAUCUUAUAUUGAAGAACAUAUUAAGUUUCAUUCAUCAAUCCUUCAUAAAUAUAAAAACCUCGUUAUUGUAAACAGAAAUAUGAAAUUGGAAAAAAAAUCGGAUGUAAAAUGUUUUGGUGGAUACCAGAAAAUUUUUGAACAUGACAGUGAUGUAUUAAAUACUAGUAUUCGUUUUUCUAUAUACAUACCACCAAAUUUAGAAGAUCCUGCUCCUGUUUUAUACUAUUUAAGUGGGAUGUCAUGUAAUGAGAAAACAUUCAUUGAAAGAUCUGGAUACCAACGUUGGGCCUCUCAAUACGGAAUUAUUGUAGUUGCUCCAGAUGUGUGUCCAAGAAUUAUGUUUUCAAACGAAAAAAGUAUAAUUGAAGCCAAAGGACUUUCAUUUUAUAUCGAUGCAGUGCAAUCUCCAUGGAAUAAAAACUACAAUAUGUAUUCUUACGUCAAUGAAGAAUUACCUAAACUUAUUCAGGAUAAUUUUAAUAUUAAAAAAAAUAGACAGUCAAUAAUGGGACAUAGUAUGGGGGGCCAUGGAGCCCUUAUUAGUGCUUUGAAAAAUCCAGGAAAAUUUCAAUCUGUUUCUGCAUUUGCUCCAGUUUGUAAUCCUGCUGGAACAUCCUCUAUUAUUGAAAUAUAUAAUCAUUAUUUUGGAAAAGAUACUGAAGCUAUGGAGUUAUGGGAUGCUACAUGUUUAAUUUCCAAUUACAAAGGACCGAAUUUAAAUUUACUUAUUCACCAAGGCAGUAAAGAUGAAUAUGCUGAAACAUUAAACUUGGAGAAAUUCUCAACUGCUUGUAGAAAAGCUGGAAUUGAAAGUUCAAUCAAAGUCGAGGAAGGAUAUAAUCAUGGAUAUCAUUUUGUAUCAUCAUUUAUAGAAGAACACAUUCAUCAUCACUCUAAAUUUUUACUAUAAAUACUGAAAUAAUUAAAUUUUUAAUUUAACACUGAUGAAAGGCAAGCCAAACUAAUAAAUAUAUAUACUUUUUUUUUUUAAA